This is a messenger RNA of Bombyx mori (domestic silkworm), 5375 nucleotides long. RefSeq lists its product as uncharacterized. Bases 414 to 3341 code for a protein of 975 amino acids. Lineage: Eukaryota; Metazoa; Arthropoda; Insecta; Lepidoptera; Bombycidae. The transcript has 3 exons. The record is from RefSeq and is a predicted model, not a curated record.
UUAAUAGAAUACAAAGUGCAGCAGCUACUUUUUUAUGAAAGUAUUGAUCUGUAAAUUAAAAUAGCAGACACCCUAUCGUCGAUGCUGGGACGCGUGAUUGACUUGAAUCAGCAGAAUCAUAACGAACCUUGUUGUCUAAUAAAGAUAUAUUAUUUCCUUUUCACUUAAAAUACGUGACAGCAAAACUACAAAAAUGUCAACACGCUAACUAACUACAAUGAAAUUAUGAUUAAAACGGUAGCACAACUCAAUAAAGUGAAAAUAACAUUCUGCGAGUUACGGACUCUUUCACCGGCGCUUGGAUUAUCGUUUGUUUAUGCUUUUAUAGCAUUCAGUUAACAAUUCGCUGGCGUCUUAAUAAGACGUGCGUAAGUCGCGUAUUAUAGUCGCAGAGUGGCGCAACAGUAGCGAUAAUGUCGCCUCCUGAUAUUGAAAGGGUAUUUGCAGUAACAUUGACAUUAUUGAUGAUCUUAGACUCGACUGUCUACGGGUUUUCAUUACAUCGGCCCAGAGACAAAAGCGAACAAUUACCGGCCGUAGACCUCAUAGCUGACGAAAGUACUUUACUGGAAGUAAAAAAUGAACUGAAAAGACCCAACGAUAUUAAAUCAUUUGAACGAAAUAAAGAAGGUGGAAACUCAGAGAAAAACAUAGCUGUUGAAAAAGUUAAAGGUAAUUUCGAAAAAUUACCUACUUCAGAUCACCUAAGAGAAAUAUUUAAUGCAUCAAAAGAAAAUACUACGACUACGCUUGUGCAUGAUGAAUUAUUAACUAGAUACAAUGAACAGUAUCCACCUUUAUCUCCAACAACGAAUAGCAGUACGACACCGGUACAAUUUACAGAGGUGCGUCAUAACCAUAACAUGGUUACAUUAAAAUCAACUGAACACGCCUUAACAGCGCCGAUCAACGAAAGUCGCAGUGCAUCCGAAAUAAUUUCUACCACUAAUAGCUCGGACUUUUAUGAUGUAACAACAGCGGUCCAGGAAAGUCACGAUACAACAACAUUAACUAGUCUCACUAAUGCAUUUACUGUAUCAAAAGAUUUGAUCCAGGAUAUCAAUGAAUUAAGCUCAACUGUUGAUAUGCAACCGUUCACGAGUGACUACGUGUUAACCAAUGACGCUCGCAAUGUAGAAGAUACAACUUUUUUUUUAAAUAAAGCCGAUGAGCAUGUUACUUUUAAUGAUGAAACAAAAUUGCAAAGCACUGCGCGACCAGCGGAAGAUUAUGUGACAAUCGUUACGCAUAAGGUGCCAUCCAGCGCAUUGACUACUGAUGGAAGUAUAUCAAUUUCUAAACAAAAUAGAGAAGGAAACAAUAUAAAAUCGGAAGCCGUUCUGACUGAAAUACCUACAGUUUCAACGGAACGAUCAAAAGAAUUAGUUUUAAGUACUAAUGAAAAAUCGAAAAAUGAAUCUCAUAGUAGCUAUGAAAUAAUUACGGAAAUAAGUUCGAUAAAGCCUGAAACGAGGGUGGGCAUGGUGUCGUCGAUGCGAGCCGGAUAUUUAGACUACUCUGGAAAGACUGUUCCUCAGUCCACUACAACCGAACACUUACAUGAUAAAUUAGAGUUUGUUGAAGACCAACCCAAAGAGACGGAAAACAAAAAUAUUAGUUUAACAGAGUCGGUAGGUCAAAUGUCAGAAGAUCUUAUCAAUGAGCAACUAUUGAAAGAAGAAGUAAUAAAAGACAACGCGGAAAAUGCUGAUAGAAAUCACGAUAUCCCAUCGCCGCAUGAAGGAGUCAAGCCACUUGCUGCGCAGGCAAGUACUACAAUGGACACUCCAAGAAAUGAAACAAACAAAGAACAAGCAAACGAAGACUUAAACAUUCAACCAAUCAUACACGAGCCCAUUAAGAACGCUGACUUAUAUACAGUAAGUCCAAAUUAUAAACCAAUGAAGAGGUUGGAAGUGCAACCAGCUAAGCCGUUCGUUCGAGAUCCAGAUGACAAUAGCUGGAGAAAUGAGAGUAUAAGUUCACUGGGAAUCGUAUUCAAACCAAAAAACGCGUCUAAAUCGUUUACGCAAGUUUUGAGAAACAAAACCGAAACCAUACUUAACAGUCUUGGAGAAAGAGACAGUAAAGGUGGCAUACCAGAUUUGAGAGAGAGAUUAGAAAAAAUUGCUGAAGUGAGAAAAUCUAAGAAGAAGAGAAUCAAUAAAUUCGGGGAUACAGUCUACAGUGAUUACGAAGAAAAAGACAACUCUAAUGAAGCUGGCAAUAAGUCGAAAAUUCAAAUCUCAAAUGGACCAACUUCCACUCCAAGCACAGUUAUGCAAAAGCCCGAUGAGAAAAGAAAUUUUAAUGUAGAUGUUAAUCCACAGCAAGGUACCGUUGAUUCUAACACAGACAAGCCAAAAAUCUACAAUGUUGCUGAAUACUACGACACAACAGAUGAGUACGACGCAGAGUACCUUACGUUGACAAAAAUAGACAUCAAGAAACAUCCUCAUCCAGUUAAAGAGACAUACACUUCCACACCCGUCACAUUUACAUCAGGCUACUACUUUCCGGAUCGAAGGCCGACCAUUCAUUUCUUCCCACCUCGUGUUGCACCGACAUCUAAUGAUCACAACGUAAUCCAUAGCAAAGUAAAUUCCUUGACGGUUAAAGACACAGAGAGCGAUGGCCUCUCAGGCACACUGCUCGCGACACCCGAAGCCAAAAAAGAGAGUGUAAUCAAACCAACCGGUUUCCCAAGAUAUAAAGCAGAGAACUUUAACACAAAUCUAUAUCUCACCGAAUCGGGACCGGUACCGCAACAGCAUGCCGAAUUUGACGGUAGCGACGGUCAUUUCAACAGAGCGUCCUAUGUUGUCAAGCAUUACGGCGAUUUUAUCAACGAAGCGGCCAGAGGCGAUGACGACAGGCAAGAUUACGCCAUGUUCACCGAAGCGCCGGUCCGCGGGGUCACUGCUCACGAGUUGGCGAAAUUGACGACCGACAAACGACAACCGCCGAGCCUGGAUGACGACUACGACUCGCAGUUCCGCAGAGACGUGCUGAACAGGUUCGUUGCUAACUUCAACCAGAACAGCGAGAGAUUUAAGGUUGAUUUCCCUGUUAUCUACAAUAAUAGCGUCGUUCACAAGAAGAUAGAGGAUAAUAGCAAAGUAUUGGCGUCGUCGACUGCUUUUAUGAAAAGAUUGUACAAUGACAUAGCGGCUACCAAACCGGGUUCCAUUUUGGAGAACAAGCCCUGCGAUCCGCACUGUGAGAACGUCACCGUGGAACUGUCGCCGGCUUACGAACUGCAUUAUUAUGUUCCUGACGAAGAAGAGAAACAGCCAGUAGAGGCCAAACCUUCUGCAGUCCCUUACAGAUUUAGGAUAUGAAAUUAUGCUGAAAAGUUGAGCGCAAUAGGUGGUAAAGGCAAGUUUACGCAAUCUGUUAACGAACAAGCGUACAGCGAACCGCACGUUAAUAUUCAUGCAAAAUCAACGACACGGAAAGGCAUAAGUUAUUUAUUUUCUAAUAAAAUGUCGUUUACAUUUCUAACUUUUACUUAUCUCGUACUAUGCCUGCAUGUAUCUGUACCGAUCAGUAUGUCGCGUGUUAAUCUAAAAUCAUUCAAAUUAAUCAAGCAUUAUUAAUUAGAAAUAAUUGACCUUAAUACUAACGGGUCGUAAAAUACCGAAUGAUAUUUUAAUAUAAAUGAUUUGAAUACAUACUUUAUUCUACAUGAAUAUUAAUGUUUUCGACACAAAGUAACAUAGGUCGUUAUUUAUUGAAUAAUACUAGUGUCACGUCAUAGUAUCCUAGAUAUUUUUAACCUAAUAAUCUUCCGAUAUUGUGUAAUGGCACGCCAUUUGUAAUAUGGGCGAAACAUGCAAUCGAAAGCGUCAAUACUACUGUACAAUGAGAGGAACCAGACAAACGAUAUUAUUGUGUAACACUUAUUUUAAUUGUGAUUAUACUUUUGUCAUUAUUAAAAUUAGGUUGUGUAAUGUUUAAAAAAAGUGGACCGUUUUCUUUUUAACGCAUAGAUUCCAUCUUUGAUUACACAUUUAUUUGAUGUUCGUUUUAUAAGUUGUAUUGAGAUGGAAUAAUCUUCAUAUUUACAUGCUAAUUGUUUUCAUUGAUACAUGUGGAUUUAGUCCCUUAUACUUUUUUCAUGUAAAUAGAAAGUUUUUUUUUGGGUUCAAGAUUGAAACAUCUGCGUAUUGAUAUAAAACAUGUGAACACAAUGUUAAACGAACUGGAGCUAUCCACAUGAGUUUAUAUGAGAAACAGCUCCUAAAAUAAUCUUGAAUUGUAAUAAUUUUUAAAAGCUUUGUAUUUCAUUCACAGCAGUGACACAAAUAUACUGUGGACAUAGUGAUUUAGUAAGUCCCUGGGUUUAAGGGGAAAAUCAAAAAAGUAUUUUAGAUAUACAUAUAUGUGUAAAGAAACAUCUUUUUUUGUAACUUUUAUAUAAAAUCUUUGGAACUUAUAAGUUUUGAAAAAAGUAUUUUUCUUAUAUAGAUUUACUGAACUCUGUCGUUGAGAAAAAAGAGGAUUUCAGUUUUAGUUAAUUUAUAAAUGAUGUGAAAUAAUUCUAAAAAUGAUUGAACAAUAAUAAAAUACUUAAUUGCGUUUUCUGUACACUAUUAAGAAAAUAACAUUUAAUGCCUUUAUUUUCCACAAUUUAUUAAUUUACACAGUACUACGGAAUUAAGUAAAACUGAACUCCUCUUUUUUCUCAAUGACAGAAAGUUCAAUAAAUCUAAAAAAGAAAAAACAUUAUUUUUAAACAAAAAAAUUUCAAAGGUUAACAUACAGAGGUAAACAUUACAUGAAAAGGUUUUUGUUUACAUAUGUCGUAAAGAAAAUAGACACACCGUGAAACCAUAUUCAAAAUUCAAAUACAUAACAUAAAUCAGUCAAUGUUUAUGUAUCUAGUUGUUUAAUUUAUCAGUAAAAUACUGAUUGUUAAUUUUCGGAAUAUCGGCAGGAUUCACUUCUUAAUUUUUUAUAUUUACUUUGUUUAUCUUUAAAUUAAUGUUAUCUUUAAAAUAUUGCCAAAGACAUGUACAGUUUAGGAACCAAAAACUAUUCAAAAAUGUGUGCCUUUAACUUUGAAAUAAAUUUACUCUGUUUUAGGAACAUUGUACCGUGUAAACACUGUACUUCCAAAAUAUUGUACUUAAGAAAUAAUGUGAGCGCAUGUGAAAAGUUUGUAUGAAAUGUUCUGUCAUAGUUUUUGGUAAAAUAAAAGGCUAGUAUAGGAUGAAAGUGCAGAGUAGCGUAGUUAAUAACACUUCGGGUAGCAAAUGUUAGACUUAAAUUUCGUAUUGUAAAACUUAUUACAUUAAUAUAAUCUCAAUGAGUAAUCUGAUAUUAUGUAGAAGUGUGAUGUAACUAAAUAAAAUUGUUUUUGUGAAGAAAAA